CUGUACUCCGGAGACAUCAAGCCUUGAACACAGCAAUGGGAGGCCAUAAAGUUGGGAGAUCACCCUUCUUGAAUACUGUUUGUGAAGCAAAUGGUAUCUUUGCCAUCCAUCUUUUAAAGAUGUUAUGUAAUAACAGUCCUUCAAAAAAUAUAUGUUAUUCUCCCAUCAACAUCUCCUCUGCUCUAGCUAUGAUCCUCUUGGGAGUGAAAGGAAACACCAAAGUCCAGAUAUCUGAGGCAAUUGGUUUAAUCACAGAGAUAGAUAUUCAUCAGUGCUUCCUGUGGAUCCUCAAUACCCUGAACAAGCCAACCAGAAAGUACAUCUUCAGAAUGGCCAAUAGGCUCUUUGCAGAGAACACUUGUGAAUUCCUCCCAACCUUUAAGGAGUCCUGUCUUCAGUUCUAUCACAUGGAGAUGGAGCAGCUCUCCUUCACCAAGGCUCCAGAGGAGUCCAGGAAAAACAUAAACACAUGGGUCUGCAAAAAGACUAAAGGAAAAAUUCCAGAGUUGUUGUCAGGUGCCUCAGUUGAUUCAGACACCAGGCUUGUUCUUGUCAACGCCUUAUAUUUCAAAGGAAGGUGGCAUCACAAGUUUGAAAUAAAGUCCACCAAGGAAAUGCCCUUUAAAAUAAACAAGGAUGAGAAAAGGCCAGUGAAGAUGAUGUGCCAGGAAGACAUGUUUAAGCUCGCCUAUGUGAAUGAGAUGCAGGUGCAAGUGUUGGUGCUGCCCUAUAAGGGCAAGGAACUGAACUUGGUGGUCCUUCUCCCAGAUGAUGGUGUGGAACUCAGCAAGGUGGAAAACAAUCUCACUUUUGAGAAGUUAGCAGCUUGGACCAAACCAGACUAUUUGAAGACCACUAAAGUUUUGGUUUUCCUUCCAAAAUUUAAACUAGAGGAGGAUUAUGACAUGGAGUCAAUUCUUCCGAACUUGGGAGUGGUGAAUGUCUUCCAAGAGGGCAAGGCUGAUUUAUCAGAAAUGUCUCCAGAGAGAGGCCUGUGUGUGUCCAAGUUCAUUCAAAAGACUGUUGUGGAAGUUAAUGAAGAAGGCACAGAAGCUACAGCAGCCUCAGCAGAUGAUACUGUAUGUUCAGCUGAAACUCAUCAGUCCCAAACUUUCUGUGCUGACCACCCUUUCCUUUUCUUUAUCAGGCACAACAAAACCAAUACUAUCCUGUUUUGUGGCAGGUUUUCAUCUCCAUAAACACACAUUUACUAUGUUGAGGAGAGUACCUUCCUCCGCAUCUUAGCACUCCUAUAGCUCUGAGAGGAUGGGCAAGUAGGAGGAAAACAUGUUCCACAAUAAGAGCGUUUUCUUCUUUCCAGCCUAAUCUAUUGACAUCCAUCUUCUGCUGUCCCUACCCUGACAUUCAUCUGUGCCCUUUGCCAAGUCAGAGUUACUUUUUUUCCUGUUGUGUUUAGAAGUCAAAGAUAUCCCACAAGGUAGCCUACAAGGUUCUCUAAGGCAACCUUGAAUAAAUGUACCACUCAUUGCAUAGAUAAACCACGCCAACUAUAGACACUGCUUUCCUGGCAUAUCAACUCUUGCCAUGACUUGCCUUACCUUGAUUACAUCCUACAAAUGCUUCUGUGGACAAUGAUUGCUAACUUUAGUUUUCUUGGUACCUGGUCCUUAAGGUAUAUUUUAAAUUUAUUUUCUUUGCUGUUCCCUACUUAUCAGGUAUGUGGCCAACACUGUGUCAGACUUGCAAACAGGUACAGACAGUGUGAGCUUCUAACAGCUGAUAUUUACUCUCUGCUUUCAACUUAUCCAGUUGUCAUGACAACUAGUUGGGACUACUAUAUGCUCUCUUGGCACAAGUCAUGGUUUUGUAGAGUAUUGGGUUUCUACACCAUGCAAUGUAAUUGUAAAAUUGUAUAAAGUUUUAAAUUCCACUUCAAAUAUAUCUUGUUUUCUCAC
Grammomys surdaster is the source of this 1916-nucleotide messenger RNA. RefSeq names its product serpin B9-like. Gene Ontology annotation, molecular function: serine-type endopeptidase inhibitor activity. The coding region runs from base 36 to 1199 and encodes 387 amino acids. Gene Ontology annotation, cellular component: cytoplasm. The record is from RefSeq and is a predicted model, not a curated record. NCBI's taxonomy places the organism in Eukaryota, Metazoa, Chordata, Mammalia, Rodentia, Muridae. Gene Ontology annotation, biological process: negative regulation of endopeptidase activity. The transcript has 7 exons.